AUGUUAUUUCCCUCUUUCCAAUACUAUUGGGCUCUUUCAUCAACGCUAUCUCUUUCAGCAAAACUUGAGCAGCUUCCACGAGUUGCGGCCGAGCACACUUACGUGAAGAGCAAGUCAGAGUGUCUUCCAAGUACACGAGUUCAAAUACAAACAUCCCUUGUCAAUCAUCUGAAGCGAGCCGGAAACCGAUUUGUCUGGCUCCGUGGGUCUCCGGGCACCGGGAAGACGGCGGUAUCUAUGAGCGUCGCAUCGAUGCUUGAGAAGGAAGGUACUCUUGCAGCCUCUUUCUUUUGGGAUAAAAAUCAAAAGGGAACGGGCCUCGAUUCUUUGGAGAAGUUUCCUUCUACACUGGCACGUCAACUUGGGAUCUUUAAUGGGGACUUCAAGGUUUCGCUCGUCAAAUGCCUUCGACAGCCGAAUUCGGAGCUGGUUCUGAGUCUCCCUCUGGAGGACCAAAUGAGGACUUUGAUUCUUGAGCCGAUGAAUGGUCUC
Messenger RNA from Cantharellus anzutake, 492 nucleotides. RefSeq lists its product as uncharacterized. The annotation marks the transcript as partial. Lineage: Eukaryota; Fungi; Basidiomycota; Agaricomycetes; Cantharellales; Hydnaceae. The record is from RefSeq and is a predicted model, not a curated record. The transcript has a single exon.